AUGUUCGCUCGCGCUCUUCUUGCCUUGAGCGGAGUCUCCGCCGCUUAUGCUCAAACUACUGCUGGCUCGCCAUUCUUGGCCCAGUUUCUUAUCUUGAGUGACUACUCCGUUUCCACCGUUACAGGCGAUAAAACCCAUACCACAUACAAUGUAAAGUGUAAUAGCGAGGCCACUCUUUGCUCGCUGCCUGCUACUGGCGUCACCGUUGUCACUGCCCCAUCAUCUGUCGGACUAUCAUACACCGAACCCUCAGAAACAUUUACUUCUUCAGUCGGAUGUACUUAUAUCGACGAUCGAGCAUCGGCAGUUUGUGUUACUCUACUGGCUGCUCCUAGCGUGGGUGUCCAGAGCGGCUCUUUUGUCACAGGCAUGGAUACUGUUACGUCGACUGUCACUCUGCCAGGCGCUUCCGUUGAUCUGGGUUUUAACACGGCCGCUACAACGACUGCCGCUUCUCAGAAGACCGAGGGGGUUGCGUCUACAACAGCAGCAGCUUCUCAUAGCGAGACUGCCACGGGGACUAGCGUUGUAGUGAGCGCAACGAAGACCGGGGGUGCAAACGAGGCAUUUGUGAAAGAUAAUUCUGGUCUGAUUUUGGGUGUAGCAAUGGCUGGCCUAGCACUUCUACAGUAG
Messenger RNA from Penicillium waksmanii, 633 nucleotides. RefSeq lists its product as uncharacterized. The record is from RefSeq and is a predicted model, not a curated record. Lineage: Eukaryota; Fungi; Ascomycota; Eurotiomycetes; Eurotiales; Aspergillaceae. The transcript has 3 exons. Bases 1 to 633 code for a protein of 210 amino acids.